GUCAGACUUUUGUUUGUGUCAUUCCGGGAUUUGUCAGAGUUCUCCAAUUUCCUUUCGCCAUAUUGGAUUCCGAACUAACAGACAAAAACCGAUUGAGAAAGAGCAUUACUUGCAAAUAAACCACCGAUAAACCGUCUGUUAACGUUUACGAUCGUACCGGUAGAGCGGUAGAACAGAAAUUCCCACACUUGGAGGUAACAAGGUAUUAAUAUCGGUUCGGAUAUCCUGUGGAGUGACCGUUAACGACCCCGACUAAAAAUGGCGUGUGCAACUUUGAAGAGAUCGCUGGAUUGGGACUACGUUUUGGGGAGGCCGGCCAAAAGGAGGCGCUGCGCCCCCUUUUGCACCAGCCCCACGCAGCGCGGCGAACGAUCGUCCUCGAGCAGCCCCACCAACAGUCCCAUGUGCAGCAGCAGCUCUCAACCACAACAACCGUCCGUUUUUCCGGACGUUAUGGCCCAAAAGCUGACGCCAGAAUACAUGGCUGAAAGUCUCAAAGCUGAACUUAAAAGAUUCCAAAAACGUAGGCAAAUGCAACAUAAUAUGAUGAUGAUGGAAAAUUCCGACAGCAGUGGAAAUGAAGGUUGUGGAGACAUGUCUCCUUCCCAUCUGGACAAACCAGUCUUCACUUUUAAACAGGUUGGAAUGAUUUGUGAAAAAAUGCUUAGAGAACGUGAGUCUGAGAUAAGAGAAGAAUACGACAACGUUUUAAGCACAAAACUCGCUGAGCAAUAUGAUACUUUUGUCAAGUUUACUUAUGAUCAGAUGCAGAGACAUUACAAUAGCCAAACUGCCCCUAGUUAUUUGUCAUAAGUCGUUUGAAGCAAAUCCUAUCAAUCUGCUGCACAAACUGUGUGCUCUAGCCUACUUUUUUGUAUUAUAUGACAGUUUUUACAUUAAAAAAACAGGAUAAUAUGGACAAAUAAGGUCAUAUAUGAAAAUGCCUUAGAUUUAUAACAAUAUACUCUUUACUACAGGCAUUUUGUAUUAUAAUAUAAUCCACUGCUAAUUUUGUUAUAUUCUUAGGAAUUGACCAUAUAAUAUAUUUGUUAUUUUUUAUUGUAAA
Anthonomus grandis grandis is the source of this 1066-nucleotide messenger RNA. RefSeq names its product akirin. Gene Ontology annotation, biological process: positive regulation of transcription by RNA polymerase II; positive regulation of innate immune response. Lineage: Eukaryota; Metazoa; Arthropoda; Insecta; Coleoptera; Curculionidae. Gene Ontology annotation, molecular function: transcription coregulator activity. Bases 259 to 813 code for a protein of 184 amino acids. Gene Ontology annotation, cellular component: chromatin; nucleus. The transcript has 4 exons. The record is from RefSeq and is a predicted model, not a curated record.